AGGAUUUGUGGUUUGCCUUUUUCGCACAAGAGCACCCCUCAUAGUCCUUUGAACUUGGAUCUAUAGCGGGGGGGAAAAAUCCACCCUCAGUUCUGAAUGGUGUGGAACCGGACAUAUUAAAUUUUUGCUAUUCUCUGGAAGGGGAAGGGGAAGAAAAAUGAAGUUUCUUGUUGCUUCUUUUCUGGUGCUGCAGCUGCUGGUUGUGUUGGAAAUCCAAAGUUUUGACUUUGUUGUGGAAGAAGAGCCAAAGAAACCAGCAGAGCUGUUCGACCUGGAGACCAGGGGCUUCUUCUCCAGUCCCCAGCUGCGAAGGGGCAGAUCUCAGAGAAGCACCUCCAACUCUGAAGAGGAGGAAGAAUUGCUUCUCGGUGAUGACAAAAUCAUCCUCCACAGCUACAAGAUCCAGUCCACCAUUACGUCCCGCAUGGCCAACACGAUGGUCCAGACUAAAGUGGAAAACAGAGCUAAGAACUCGCAGAAUAUGGUCUUUGAUGUCCAGGUCCCUAAAGGGGCCUUUAUCCACAAUUUUACUAUGGGAUGUAUAUCACACAUCGGACACAAGUGUAUAUCACACAUCGGGCACAAAAGUAAACGUCUACCCCCUUUCCCCCCCCUGAAUUUGCAGAAAUUCUACAACCAGGUUUCUACUCCACUUCUCAAAAAACUGGACUUCAACUAUCCUAAAGGCUUGGUGUCUGAUGUAACCCAGAGCGCCUUCCAACAUUAUUUUAAAGGGUCAGAGAUUGUGGUGUCAGGAAAAGUUGACACUGAAAAUGUACAGCAUUUACAGAGCGUGGUGACAGCCACAGCGUCCAACACGCAGUUAAUCUUGGACACUCUGGCAAAUGUUGAAGGAUUGGAUGAGUUCCUGGACAAGGAUAAGCACGCUGAUCCCAAAUUCACGGAAAAGUUGUGGGCCUACCUGACUGUCAACCAACUCAUGGCGGAAAGAAACGUGGCUCCUUCUGCUGCCAUGAAAAGGAACAUCACCAAGGCCAUUCUGCAGAUGUCGCUGGAUCACCACAUCGUGACCCCCUACACAGCUAUGCUCAUCGAGAACCCCGAUGGGGAUGAGCUGAUGCUGGCCGACUCCCCGCAGGACCGCAAGAGAGCCUGUUGUCCAGGUGCUCUAACCAUUGGACAGCCCAAGCCCGAGAAGCCCAUCUCUGCUUGGACUCAGCAUGGCUCACAAUCAGCCCUUAGGGGUCCAACGGCAGCAACUGUACAUACAGGGCCCAUAGUUAUUGGCCGAGAACCAACGGACAACUCCAUUCCAUCCUGGGCGAACCCCACAAAGAAAUCGGGAGGUCCUUUACCUGCUAUCAUGGGUCCAACCUCUGCCAUAAAUGCAGGAUCUUUAAAUUUAGGGCACCAAAAGUCUGGUAACUCCAGCAUCUUGUCCAAGAACCCAGAUGACAGCAAGAGAAUACAUUCAGUGGACAACGAUCCCCAUUUCAUCAUCACCUUCCCAAGGCAACAGAAGAACAUCUGCUUCAAUAUUGAUUCUCAACCAGGGGCCAUCCUGAAUUUAAUUUCAGACGUGGAGUCCAGAAUCACAAUUAACGGGGAACUCAUCGGAGCCAAGAGGUUCUUGCAUAACAAACUCAACACUUACUUUGGCAAGGUUGGGUUUCAUUUUGAAGCGAAAGGCCUGAAGGUUGAAGUCAGUCCCGAGGCGAUCACCUUGAAGGAUGGCUCUUCUACCACGUCUCUUUCCUGGUCAGAGACAGGAAGUCUCAUUCGGAGGAGGUUGCUGGUCUCGGUCAAGAAAGAGAGCAACGUGACUCUCACCGUAGACGGGGACCUGACAUUUAUGGUCCUUCUCCAUCGGGUUUGGAAGAAGCACCCCGUGAAUGUGGAUUUCCUGGGCAUCUACAUCCCUCCGGCAAAUAAUUUCUCCUCCACUGUGCAUGGCCUCAUUGGUCAGUUUAUGCAGGAACAGGACGUGAUCAUCUACAAUGAAAGACCAGGACAAGAUCCAGGAAAAUCUGAUGCUACCAUGGAAGUGAAAGGCCACAAGCUGACCGUUACCCGAGGCCUGCAAAAGGAUUAUCGCUUGGACCGUGUGUUUGGGACCAACGUCCAGUGCUGGUUUGUACACAACAACGGCAAAGGGUUCCUUGAUGGCCACUACACGGAUUAUCUUGUCCCUAAUUUAUACAGCUACCUGAAGCACUUCUGAAGGCUCACCUUUACGGCAGGGCAAGGAAACUGCCCGAAUGGCCAUGCAACUCACCCUGUAAGCAAAUUCACAUGGGCAGCAGCCUUUGGGAAGAGCUUCAUUGCGGCCUGCUCCAGCCUAACAUUGCGCACAUUCCCCUCUCCCCUAAAAUUAACCCCCCAACCUAAACCCACCUUAUUUGGACGUGGUGUCACUGGGACUUCUAGUGUAGUAUGCAAACCAAAAAUUCCACUUUCGGGCAAAGUUGCAUUUGACAGCAAACGUGACCAGCAAAGAGUGCUGGAGUAACGUAGAAUUUUAUUUUUUUUUAAUAUUGUUUUUCCCCGACUGUAUAAAGACCGUGUAUCCGAACAGAAUUAAAGUAGUAAACUCCCCCCAUGAGUAUUGUAUCAUGUUCAACUUAUCUAAUGUGCCUGAGAAGUUUUCAAACAAGGGCUUGAACCAGGAGUCACUAAACUUGAAAACUUUUUUAAUGCCUGGGGAAUUCUGGGAGUUGAAGUCUACAGGUCUUAAAAGUGGCCAAGAUUGGAUGCCCCUGCCUUAAAGAAACACCAGUGGAAUCGAGGCAGAAAAACCCUGCCAUCUAGCGGUCGAAUUUAAAUUACAGAUUUAGCUGUCGCUUAAAUGUGUCCUUAAGAGAAUACAGAUCGUCCUCGAUUUACGACGGGUCACUCGAAAAUUGUCCGAAGUUAUAACGGACCCCUCAAAAGACACGUAAGCCAGUUUGCAGCCUCUCAAACGACUGCAAUUUUGGACUUUUCUUUGCUGGUUUCCAGAGUUUAGAAAUAACUUACUUCUAGUUGCCUGUU
This is a messenger RNA of Notechis scutatus (mainland tiger snake), 2991 nucleotides long. NCBI's taxonomy places the organism in Eukaryota, Metazoa, Chordata, Lepidosauria, Squamata, Elapidae. The record is from RefSeq and is a predicted model, not a curated record.